UAACAUCGAGUGUGAAACAAAGAAAUCUUAAACGGGCUCGAGUAUUAAAGCUAUAACCAAAACAUCUCGGUGAAGCUUAGAACAAGCAGCUGAUCUUUAAGCUCCCCUAAGAAACCAGAGCCGCUGUUCGACCCUUGGCCCCCAACAAAUGAUCCCCGUGAUGAAGAGAGCUCUUAAGUUUAACGAGUUUCAUUAUUCUGACGAGGACCCCAACUGUCACCUUCUCUACUCUUAUCAUUCUGCCAUGGAAGGACUUGCAGCUCAACUAUCUGAGUCCGAGGUUGAGUCCUUGAAAAAGUUUCCCGAUGUUAUUGCAAUAAGACUUGAGGGGCGUUACAAAUUCUUGGGACUAAACCCCACGAGUAGUGCUUGGUAUAACUCCGGAUUUGGUCGUGGAACGAUAAUAGUACUGGAUAUUGGAGUUUUGCCUGCAAAUUGUAACCGUAAACUUGUUGGUGAAAGGUUCUUUACCAAGGAUCACCAAGUAGUUUCAAAGUCAUCACCAAGAUAUAUAGUUCAGGAAUACAUUUCCCCAAGGGAUUCCCACGGGUAUGGAACUCACACAUCAUCAACAGCUGGGGGAGCUUCAAUUCCAAUGGUGAGUGUAUUUGGUAAUAGAGCUGGUGUGGCCCAAGGUAUGGCUCCCGGCACCCACAUUGCCACUUACAAAGUUUGUUGGUUUAAUGGCUGCUAUAGAUCUAAUAUCCUGGCUGCAAUGGAUGCUGCAAUAAGAGAUGGAGUUGACAUCCUCUCCCUCUCUCUCUCUCUUGGCGGCUUCCCUCUGCAGAUUUGUUAGGAUACCAUUGCAACUGGCAGUUUUCCAGCAAUGGAGCAUGGAAUUUCAGUUAUUUGUGCAGCAGGAAACAGUGGCCCCAUACCAAGCUCAGUUGCCAAUGAAGACCCUUGGAUUGCUACCAUUGGUGCAAGCACACUUGAUCGGAGAUUUACAGCUAUAGUUCGAAUGGGUAACGGAGAAGCCAUCAAUGGGGAAUCCAUGUACCCUGGCAACCGGUUCAUGACAGCUGGAAGAGAGCUUGAACUGGUUUAUGUGAUUGGUGGGAACAGCGUAGUACAAUUUGGAGGAACUGUUAUAGGGAAAUCCAGAGCUCCCGCAGUAGCUCAGUUUUCGGCAAGAGGACUAAGUUUUACCAACCGACCGGCUUUAAUGCUCAAACCAGACGUGAUUGCUCCUAGGGUCAACAUCAUUGCUGCUUGGCCUCAAAACUUAGGUCUGGCUUGUCCCCUUAUCAGUGGAACUGCUGCUCUUAUCCACUCAGCUCACACCAAACGGACCCCUGCCGCUGUUAAAUUUGCAAUUAUGACAACAGUUGAGGCAACUGACCAUUUAGGAAAACCAAUUAUGGAUGGGGAAAAACCAGCCGGAGUUUUUGCCAUUGGAGCUGGAUAUGUCAAUCCUGGAAAGGCAAUCAAUCUAGGGUUGAUAUACGAUAUCAGCCCAGAUGAGUAUGUCACUCAUCUAUGCACACUUGGAUACACAAGAUCGGAAAUUUUCACCAUCACUCAUAGGAAUGUGAGCUGCCACUAUCUUCUGCAGAUGAACAGAGGUUUUAGCCUUAACUACCCCUCAAUUUCUGUCAUCUUCAAGAGGAGAACAACGGGUAAGAAGAUCAAAAGGCGAUUAACUAAUGUGGGGAGUCCUAACUCCAUUUACUCAAUGGAAGUAAGGGCACCUGAGGGAGUCAAGGUGAAAGUCAAACCUAAAAAGUUGAUUUUCAAACAAAAUCAAAGUUCAAGUUAUAGGGUGUGGUUUAUAUCAAAGAAGAUAAUGGGAAAAGAGGGCAUGGCUUUUGUAGAGGGGGAUUUGACAUGGGUGCAUUGCAGCAAUAGUUUUUACAGGGUUAGAAGCCCCAUUUCAGUAACUUGGAAGGAUAGGCAGUAG
This is a messenger RNA of Juglans regia (Persian walnut), 1900 nucleotides long. Its product is annotated as subtilisin-like protease SBT1.2. The record is from RefSeq and is a predicted model, not a curated record. Gene Ontology annotation, biological process: proteolysis. Gene Ontology annotation, molecular function: serine-type endopeptidase activity. Lineage: Eukaryota; Viridiplantae; Streptophyta; Magnoliopsida; Fagales; Juglandaceae.